AUGGAUGAGAGGUCAACACUCAAAUGUUAUGGACUAAAUCAACAUGAAAAACUUUGCACACAGAUGGCAUUUCCUUUUGUGUUUCCUUUGUCUCAGGAGCGGAUCCCGGAGAGUCCUUCUCCUGCGCCCUCUCUGGAAGAAAGUCAUCGCCCUGGGAGCCAGACAUCCUCCCACCCCAGCAGCAGUGUGUCCAGCUCUCCCUCUCAGAUGGAUCAUCAUUCAGAGAGAAUGGAAGAGGUACCAGUUCAAAUUCCAAUGAUGAAGUCACCCUUGGACAAGAUCCAAUUGACUCAGGGGCAGGCAUUGCCCCCUGGAUUCCCAGGACCAUUCAUUUUUGCUGAUAGUCUAUCCUCCGUGGAGACUCUGUUGACCAACAUUCAGGGUCUACUGAAAGUGGCUUUGGAUAAUGCUCGCAUCCAGGAGAAGCAGAUUCAACAAGAAAAGAAGGAACUGCGAAUAGAGCUCUAUAGAGAGAGAGAAAUUAGAGAAAACCUUGAAAGACAACUUACAGUUGAGCUGCAGAGCAGAACUACCAUGCAAAAGCGCCUGAAAAAAGAGAAAAAAGCCAAGAGAAAACUGCAGGACGCCUUGGAAUUUGAAUCAAAGCGCCGGGAGCAAGUGGAGCAGGCACUUAAGCAAGCCAGUAGUGACAGUGGCCUGAGGAUGUUGAAAGAUACUGGAAUGCCAGAUAUUGAAACAGAAAACAAUGGGACUCCUCAUGAUAGUGCUGCUAUGCAAGGAGGUAACUAUUACUAUUUAGCAAUGGCACAACAGUUUUAUUCAGCCUGAAAGGUCCUCGCUGGCUUUACAUAAAUGAAGAUGCUUGUGAUUCCAGUUUAACUCUGAAACUAUUCAACAUGGAGUUAUUUCAAUUGUGUUUAUCAGCAAAGCUUUGUUUACUGAAGCAGCUAUUCAAUCUAUGUUAUGUUAAUAAAAAAAGAUCAUGUGUACAUUUUAAAAGCAAUGAUGUAAACUUUGUCCUUGCAUUAGAUUGACCAGUUUAAGAAUAUGAGUUAAAUCCUAAUGGCUAAAGUAACUUGACCAUAUUUGAUGCUUUUCUAUGUUCAUUUCAGCUUGGCUUUUUUGUGUUUUAAGGAAUAAAAUGCAGUAGUGUGUUAGAGACUAGAAAAUUAUAUGUAUUGUUUCUUUGUUCUACCAUAUAUUAAGUUAAGGUACACCUUCUUUGAUAAAAAUGUACUUGCUAAACUUCAGUAUAAAUAAAAGAAUUUUGACUUUG
Messenger RNA from Galeopterus variegatus (Sunda flying lemur), 1237 nucleotides. Its product is annotated as dachshund homolog 2-like. Lineage: Eukaryota; Metazoa; Chordata; Mammalia; Dermoptera; Cynocephalidae. The coding region runs from base 1 to 789 and encodes 262 amino acids. The record is from RefSeq and is a predicted model, not a curated record. The transcript has 6 exons.